UUCGUUUUCGCGCGAAAUCAGUCUGUCUGUGCAAAUUGUGCUGUAAGGAUUCCUGUGUCGCGGUUGCAGAAAACGUCCGAACAACUUUACAAAUGGAUAAAGAGUUAUUUCGUAAGCUUGCUUCGAAGAUUGGGAUAACAGCUGUUAAAGUAUUGAGUCAAGCAGAGGAAUACAUGCGACUGUCCCAAGUGAAAUGUGUUGGACUGGGUUCUGUUACAGCCACCAGCAAGGCCAUUAUUUGCCUUGAGUUGGCAGCGACUUCAAUGAAAUUUCCUCUAGACAAGGAGUAUGCCAUCAAACUGUCUGGACUGAGUCCUAAGGUUUACUCCAGUAAUCUGAAGUCUAUGGAGUGCAUGCUGGGCCUGCAGUCAAACCUGGGUCUCAGAGAUCUUGCAGUGCAGUAUGGGUGUUUGGAAGCGGUUAAAGUGGCCUCUCAGAUCCUUCAGCGGUAUGAGAUCAGUUUGCCCGCAGCUCAGCAGCAAGACCUUGACCUAUCAAAGCCUCUCUUUACCACAGCUGCUCUGUAUGCCGCAUGCAAGUGCAUGAAAAUCAGAACUGACAGGAAAUUAGCCUCUUCAUCUGGAGCAAAGAAGGGCAUCUUUGAUCGGCUGUGCGCACAGUUUCAGAAAUUCGGACAGGAGAUCUGCAAUGAGGCUUCAUCUAUGGAGAAACCAGUUAAAACUGUUCAAAAGAGGCAGAAGACAAUCACUGAAAUGCUAGAAACACAAGAAGAUGAUGAAAAUCUUUCAACGUCCCCUAAGCGAGAGCGGGUUGAGAAGACUGAGGAGGAAGAGACACAAAAUUAUGAAGAGUGGAAAAGAAAAAUCCUUGAAAAUGCAUUAAAAGCCCAGACGGUAGAUUCUUGAACUCUGUAAGGUUUUACGUUUCCAAUUUAUUUGAUUAUGGUUCUGCAUAAUGUCAACAGGCCCUUACUUUGAGUUGCAUUUAAUACUCUGUUACCAAGAGAAGUUGUCUGCCCCCUUCUGGCUUCUUGUGUAAAUUAGUUUCAUUCACAUACAGACACUUUCAGGGGAAUUAAGGCAGGUUUUAUUAUCCUUUUGUUUUAUUGCCAUUUCACAGUGCAAAUAUGGUUACUAUUUUAUAUGACAGAUUUAAUAUCAUUGCAAAUUAAGUUCCUUAUUUAGAUGCAUUUUCAAACUGCUGGGUUUUAUAAUGGUUCAUUUAGUUUGUGUUAAUGUUUGAAUUGUGGUGUUUAAUCCAUCAUGAUUUGGAUAAAUUGAUUUGAAAAAUCUCAUAGGAAGUUUAUAAUGCAUGCAAGAUCAUCAGGAUGGUUGUAUCCAUUUGUUUCAAUAAGAAAUGGUUUAUCUGCUUCCAGUUUGGUUUAUUUUAU
Molecule: messenger RNA, 1351 nt
Organism: Labeo rohita (rohu)
Lineage: Eukaryota; Metazoa; Chordata; Actinopteri; Cypriniformes; Cyprinidae
Gene: orc6
Product: origin recognition complex, subunit 6
Exons: 7
Coding region: 93-866 (257 amino acids)
Biological process (GO): DNA replication; DNA replication initiation
Cellular component (GO): nuclear origin of replication recognition complex
Molecular function (GO): DNA binding
Source: RefSeq, a predicted model, not a curated record